Penicillium manginii is the source of this 1047-nucleotide messenger RNA. Its product is annotated as chitin deacetylase. The transcript has 2 exons. The record is from RefSeq and is a predicted model, not a curated record. Gene Ontology annotation, molecular function: hydrolase activity, acting on carbon-nitrogen (but not peptide) bonds. Bases 1 to 1047 code for a protein of 348 amino acids. Gene Ontology annotation, biological process: carbohydrate metabolic process. NCBI's taxonomy places the organism in Eukaryota, Fungi, Ascomycota, Eurotiomycetes, Eurotiales, Aspergillaceae.
AUGCGACUAUACCAUCUCUUCCUACUCCUCGCCAUUUUUUACGGCCUUGGAGCUUGCGUCUCAUUUACAUCGUCCCGGGAAGAGGAGCCCUUUCGAGAUGCCCUGUGCGGUCCGCGGUGGGGAAGUGUUCCAGCGGCACCUGCUGCUCGAGUUCAGCACUUGUAUCCAGUACACGGGAUAAAAGGCUCACCAGAAACUGCAGGCUUUUGCGGGACAAGCAAGGCGCACUGCCGCUCCCCAGAUUGCAUGAUAGAUUACGGUCACUGUGAUGCUCAUGAAAAGCCCAAGGGCCCUCCUACCAAAGACAUCCCUCGGCCUCAUCUCGGCCUUGUCCCAUAUGGCCCCACGGAGAUCCGUUCGUGCACUGUGCCCGGAACGGUGGCCUUGACAUUUGACGAUGGUCCGACUCAAUAUACUGGCGACCUUCUCGAUCUGCUUGACAAGUACGAAGCACCUGCCACUUUCUUCGUCACUGGAAUCAACAACGGCAAAGGUCCGAUUGAUGAUGAAUCUCUGCCUUGGGCCUCUUUGAUCGAUCGCAUGAUAUUGAGUGGUCAUCAGAUUGCCAGCCAUACCUGGUCUCACCAGGACUUGAGCAAGGUCACACCCGAACAACGUACAGAACAACUGGAAAAAAACGAAGCGGCUCUUCGAAACAUUAUGGGUAGCUUCCCAACCUACAUGCGUCCGCCUUAUUCCAGCUGUCUUCCACGCUCUGGUUGUCGUGAAGAUCUUGGUAAAAUGGGCUACCACAUCGUCCUCUAUGAUAUCGAUACGGAAGAUUACAAAAACGACGACCCCAACUCGAUUCAGCGAUCGAAGGAUAUUUUUGAUGGAGCGAUAUCGACCGGCAGCCCUCACACCAAAUCGUGGCUCGUGAUCGGCCACGAUUCCCAUGAGCAAACUGUAUACAAUCUCACCGAACACAUGUUGCAAACAAUCACGCGACUAGGGUAUCGUCCUGUUACGCUGGGCGAUUGCCUGAGUGAUCCACGUAACAAUUGGUAUCGGCAGGAUUUCAGUUGGUCCGGUCGUACGUUUCCGUAA